ACUGCAGGCUGAGUUUCAGAUCCAGGAGCAGUACUUCGAGCCCCUAGUGAAGAAAGAGUAGAUGGAGGAGAAGAUGAGGAACAUCCAAGAAAUUAAGUGCCGACCUGUCACCUGUAAAACGUGUAAGUACACGUACUUCAAGCCCCUGGACCAGUUUGUGGAGCGCAAACACGAUUAUCACUGGCACAACGCCAUCAAACGCUUCUUCAGGUGUCCCUGCGGCCAGCGGUCCAUCGCCCUCGACCGACUGCCCCACAAGCCCUGCAGCAACUGUGGCCUGUUCAAAUGGGCGAGGGACAGCAUGCUCAAGGAGAAGCCAGGUCCGAAGAUUGCGGGGGAGCUGCUCUUACCCCGGGGAGAAGAGCAGCCCAAAUUCAUCAACAGCAUCAAGUGACAUCCAGGUCACAUGAGUCAUAAUGACUCGUCGCUGCAGAGUUUUACCCCCAUCGCACAGACCCUGUUCAGACCCCACACACAGCCCCACACACACACACACACACACACAGCCCCACAUACACACACACUCACACACUCAGCCCCACACACAGCCCCACUGCGCCCCUACACCCUCCCAGCAGCUACACUGUACAUCCCUCAUUAGGGUAAAUUAUGUUAGCAUUAGCAUUAGCAUUAGUGUUUUCAUUCCUGUGAAUGUUGUGUGGCGCAAGCCUGGC
Molecule: messenger RNA, 674 nt
Organism: Conger conger (European conger)
Lineage: Eukaryota; Metazoa; Chordata; Actinopteri; Anguilliformes; Congridae
Product: protein MCM10 homolog
Exons: 4
Coding region: 62-394 (110 amino acids)
Biological process (GO): DNA replication initiation
Cellular component (GO): replication fork protection complex
Molecular function (GO): DNA replication origin binding; single-stranded DNA binding
Source: RefSeq, a predicted model, not a curated record